This is a messenger RNA of Ricinus communis (castor bean), 2983 nucleotides long. RefSeq lists its product as uncharacterized. NCBI's taxonomy places the organism in Eukaryota, Viridiplantae, Streptophyta, Magnoliopsida, Malpighiales, Euphorbiaceae. The transcript has 4 exons. Gene Ontology annotation, molecular function: protein dimerization activity; DNA binding. Bases 223 to 2484 code for a protein of 753 amino acids. The record is from RefSeq and is a predicted model, not a curated record.
UCUUCUUACCCUUUUUGUUUUCCUUGUUUCUUUGUCUAGAUUUCUUGUGGUUAUAAUCUUAGCACUUUCAAAAUGGUUUAUGUUAAUUUAGUUUGUUUCAUUAGAUUAAAGAAAGAAAAUUGAAAGCUGUUCUUGUUAUCAGAAGUUCUGGAAACUUAUUAAAGAUUGUUAGAGGUAAGAUUAAGCUUGAGUGAUUUAUUUGAUUGUGAAGGCUUUGUUUAGAUGGAUUCUGAUGAUUUGGAACCAAUACCAAUAACAUCGCAAAAACAUGACCCAGCAUGGAAGCAUUGCCAAAUGUUCAAGAAUGGGGAGAGAGUGCAAUUGAAAUGUGUGUAUUGUGGCAAGAUUUUUAAAGGAGGUGGGAUUCAUAGGAUUAAGGAGCAUUUAGCGGGUCAAAAGGGUAAUGCAUCUACUUGUUUACAAGUUCCUACUGAUGUUAAGCUUAUAAUGCAACAAAGUUUAGAUGGAGUUGUAGUUAAGAAGAGGAAGAAGCAAAAGAUUGCGGAGGAGAUCACAAAUUUAAACCCUGUUAUUGGUGGUGGUGAGAUAGAGGUUUUUGCUAAUGAUCAAAUUGAGGUUAGUACUGGGAUGGAGUUGAUUGGUGUUUCAAAUGUGAUAGAGCCUAGUUCGAGUUUGUUAAUUAGUGGACAAGAAGGAAAGGCUAAUAAGGGUGGAGAGAGGAGGAAGAGGGGAAGAAGUAAAGGUUCUGGUGCAAAUGCAAAUGCUAUUGUUAGUAUGAACAGCAAUAGGAUGGCGUUAGGUGCUAAAAGAGUGAAUGAUCAUGUACAUAUGGCGAUUGGGAGGUUUUUAUAUGACAUUGGGGCACCUUUGGAUGCUGUGAACUCAGUUUAUUUUCAGCCAAUGGUUGAUGCGAUUGCUUCAGGAGGAUUAGAUGUUGGUAUGCCUUCAUGUCAUGAUCUUCGUGGCUGGAUAUUAAAGAAUUCCGUUGAAGAAGUGAAGACUGAGGUUGAUAAGCACAUGGCAACUUGGGCAAGGACUGGCUGUUCUGUUUUGGUUGAUCAAUGGAACACACUAAUGGGUAGAACUCUCUUAAGCUUUUUAGUUUAUUGUUCAGAAGGAGUGGUGUUUUUGAAAUCCGUCGAUGCAUCUGAUAUUAUAAAUUCAUCUGAUGCUCUUUAUGAAUUGAUUAAAAAAGUAGUGGAAGAAGUUGGAGUUAGACAUGUUUUGCAAGUGAUAACUAGUAUGGAAGAACAAUAUAUUGUUGUGGGUAGAAGGUUAACUGAUACUUUUCCUACUUUAUAUUGGGCUCCUUGUGCAGCUCAUUGUAUAGAUUUGAUACUUGAGGAUUUUGCAAAACUUGAAUGGAUAAGUACAGUAAUUCUACAAGCUAGAUCUAUUACAAGAUUUGUAUACAAUCACAGUGUGGUUUUGAAUAUGGUAAAAAGGUAUACGUUUGGCAGUGAAAUUGUAGCAACAGGACUCACACAUUUUGCCACAAACUUUGAAACAUUGAAAAGAAUGGUCGAUCUAAAGCAUACUUUACAGACCAUGGUUACUUCACAGGAGUGGAUGGAUUGUCCCUAUUCAAAGAAACCGAGGGGACUCGAGAUGUUAGAUUUGUUAAGUAAUCAAUCAUUUUGGUCAUCUUGUGUUCUAAUAACCAAUCUAACAAAUCCUCUUUUGAGACUUUUGAGAAUAGUUAGUAGCAAAAAGAGGCCUCCAAUGGGGUAUGUUUAUGCAGGAAUAUACAGAGCAAAAGAAGCAAUUAAGAAGGAACUUGUGAAGAGGAAAGAUUACAUGGUUUACUGGAAUAUAAUAGAUCACUGGUGGGAACAGCAAAGCAAUCUCCCUCUUCAUGCUGCUGGUUUCUUCCUUAAUCCUAAGGUCCUUUACAGUAUUGAAGGAGAUCUUCACAAUGAGAUUCUUUCAGGGAUGUUUGACUGCAUAGAAAAAUUGGUUCCAGAUGUUACAGUCCAAGAUAAAAUUACCAAAGAGAUAAACUCUUACAAGAAUGCCUCUGGAGAUUUUGGAAGGAAGAUGGCAGUUAGAGCUAGAGAAACUCUACUUCCUGCUGAAUGGUGGUCAACAUAUGGAGGAAGUUGCCCAAAUUUGGCGCGGUUAGCCAUCCGUGUUCUCAGUCAACCCUGCAGCUCAUUUGGUUAUAAGCUAAAUCAUAUUUCUCUUGAGCAAAUACAUGACACGAAAAAUUGUCUGGAACGUCAACGACUCAGUGACCUCGUCUUUGUUCAGUAUAAUUUGCGACUGAAACAAAUGGUUGGUAAGAGUGAAGAACAGGAUUCUGUGGAUCCCCUAUCAUUUGACUGCAUCAGUAUUUUGGAGGACUGGAUCAAGGAAAAAGAUAUAAGCACAGAAGACUAUGCAAACUCUGAUUGGAUGGCACUUGAUCCACCUUCUGUGAACACAAGACAACCGCAUGAUGAAGUUGACGAGUUGGGAGCAGGGUUUCAUGAUUAUGAGAUUUUUAAUAGAGUGAAAGACACUGAAGAUGACAAUGAUGAAUAAAUUCAGUCGAAAAACUUUGAAGUGCACGUUGGAGUAUUCAAAUCGAUGGCGGGUUCCCUUCUGCAGUAUUAUCUCGCAUUGCAAUUGUCUUAACUUAAUAUAUCAUUAAAUACAGACAAGAUUAAAUGUAAAUGCAUUAGGUUCCUCUAACAUUAGAGAUGAUCAUCAGGAGAACGGAGUUAGAUAAGGGCGAACAAGGUUCGAUAAUGAUACAACUAUUCACUGUCGCUCAUUGAACUCCUUUCCAAAGCCUUAAAGUAUAGUAGGAAGGUCUAAUGUUCCAGAAAAGUGCAUUGUAGUCAUAAAACAGAAAGAUUUCAGUCCAUGUUAAGAGCUUGCUCCUGUACAAUUCACCUUGUAUAUUUUCAAAUAGAUUUCUGAAGAAUUUUACGCAUAUUGGACGAAUAGAAUGCCGAACGGAAUAUGCAAAGCUUCUUUUCUUUUCUUAUCUUUUAAUAACAUGUUAUUUUUUCUCCGUAUUUUCAUGGAGUGAUCUAAA